AUGCCCACUACAUGUCCCUAUCAUUAUUUGACGCAUUUAAAGUGUAACGCCGAAACAUGCAAGAUACGAAAGAGCUACCCCCAAAAUGAAAUGAUGGAUCAAAGAUACUUUUUUCUAUUGAAAGAACUCUAUGACAAGAACCAGUCUCGACGAGGAGCCAUCAACAAAAUCCUCAAAGAUAAAUUCCUCAAAUAUGCACCCCAUGGUGAAGAAGCAUUCGUGCAUGCUCUUUCACAAAUACAACGAGAAGGCAUCAAUUUGAACGAGUGUAUAAUCAAACAUGCAAAUUUGUUGGAGACAGUGAUGAAGCGACAUCGUGAUCUCUUUGUUGGCACUGGCACGAACCCUUCUUCCUCAUCUUCUUAUACAACACCCCAGUCGACAAGCACGGGAUCCUUUCAACAACAACCAUAUCAGCAGCCACAACAACAGUAUAAAACAACAAGUAGCCCGCCGUCGAGAGAGGAAGAUCACAUGUCUCCACAGCAGCAACAGUAUAUUGCAGAAUCAAUGCAUGUGCAUGACAACAAUUAUGGAGCACUUCGGUCUUUUCCAUCUUCAAGCUCCUAUUCACACCAACAACAUGUCGAGCAACAUUCAGUCACCACACCCCAAAGAAGAUCACCGCCAAGUACUACACUUGUUGCUGGGACUGCACCAUCGCAUGUGACAUUCAACUACAAUCCAUCAUCAGCAUCCCAUGUGGUGGUCACAAACACAUCCUCACCACCACAACAUGAAGAGCAUACCACCAACCACAUGCACAUGGUCACCAACAACACCACUUCAGCAUUCUCCUCUCCUCUCUACCACAUGUCCACUUCAACUCCAAAUCAAUUGAUGCAAUCUUCUCACAAAGAGUUCACUCAAUCUCGAUCAAAUCCCCACAGGUUUGAUCAUGAAAUGAAUCGUCAUCAACAACCCAUUGUGUCAUUUCCCUCCGGUGCAACUUCUUCAAGUACAACAUCAGAAUCAACAUCUCUUUCCCUUCGAGGUAACACCGUAUCGGCAUUAAAGCAUUUGAAAGAAAAGUAUGCAAAUAUGCAAAAUUUGGAAAAACCUACUUUCGUCAACAAUAAUGCAUCUGCCACUUGUCAUUCUUCAUCAUUGAUUAUCUAUGCUGGCGACAAUGUAAAUAAUAAUACCAUAAUUCCGCUUCCUUCUCGUUCAUCUCCUCCAUCAUCACUUCCUCAAAUUUAUACAAGCAACAUGGCGAUUCCUACUUAUGGUCAAUCCUCAACCUCUCAGAAAUCUUUGCCAUCUUGGAAACAAGAAUCACAUGUUCCUUCCUCAACUUCAAUAACGUUAAGUUCAACCUCAUCAGCUUACUCUACAUUUUCUCGACAACCUAAGUCUAAAUCUCCACUUUCUGAUAUUUUGACAUCUGGCAGACAUCAUCUUCCUUCGUCUUCUAAUUCAUCGAACAAUAGUUUAGAUAUUAGUGGAAUCGACCAAUUGCAAAGAAAAAGAGGAUAUAGCGAUUCCUUUUAUCAAGAGACAACAUUUAGUAGGAACAUUAAUAAUGAUGCAGAUCAUUUGAAUGCAUCGCCUUCGAAUCAUACGUAUUUCGAAAAUCAAUUUGGAAAUUCUCAAUUAAGGUCGAGUGAACAACCAUUGAAUGCCUGUCCUAGCGCUGAAUUUACUCCUACUUCCUUAUCGUCGAGAAGUGGAGAAGAAUAUUUCAAUGCCAAGUCCUCAAAUGUGAAGAGACGAAAAAACGAAGAUGUUUUGCUACCCUCAAUUUCUGAAAUGAUGAACAAACCUCCUCAUAAAAGUAAAUUACCUUCUCCAUCACAAUAG
Molecule: messenger RNA, 1800 nt
Organism: Naegleria fowleri
Lineage: Eukaryota; Heterolobosea; Eutetramitea; Acrasida; Naegleriidae
Exons: 3
Coding region: 1-1800 (599 amino acids)
Source: RefSeq, a predicted model, not a curated record